This is a messenger RNA of Laetiporus sulphureus 93-53, 810 nucleotides long. RefSeq lists its product as uncharacterized. The transcript has 3 exons. Lineage: Eukaryota; Fungi; Basidiomycota; Agaricomycetes; Polyporales; Laetiporaceae. The coding region runs from base 1 to 810 and encodes 269 amino acids. The record is from RefSeq and is a predicted model, not a curated record.
AUGCCCGGCCAAUCCACUGGGAUGCGGGCCCAGAAUCCAGGGACCACUUCCGUAGUCACGCGUACCAGCCCGAAAAGCAUCGCACUGAUUUAUUCCGAAUACGUGAAACUGAGGCGGCGCGCCCAGAUUCUGGCCGCGCUGGUGCAGCAAGGCGUGGCUUCCUAUCCCCACAGAGGCGGCGAUUCGUUGCUUGAGAUCCCGGGGAGUGCUGCGGCUGCCGGCCACCUCCCAUCGAAACUCAACGAGCUCCAAACGUCUAACAUUGCCGACCGCCCUCAGUCCACCACCCGCGAAUUUCACGCUGCCCGCUGGAAGCGGGCCAAAUGCAAAUGGCGGCGCAAGAAUCCCGCACAGACGAUUCUCUUCCUCUCUCCCGCUCCAUUCGCGAACAUUCGUACCCCCUACAUUACCCCAAAUACGACCGACCCCACCGCUAUCCACAAUUUCUGCGCGCAAGGAUGCGAAGCGCCCAACUCCACUUCGACCACGACGGCCUCAGGAACGCCGCUCACUGCGCUGCGGGCUCCAGGGGGUUGGCCACUAAACCCACACAUGCGGCAUAUUGGCGUACGCUUCCUGAUCGCCGUGGAUCUCUUCCUCGUAGUGGCGCGGUGGAGCCCAAUUCAUCGUGGAGUGCAGAUAAGCGCUCGUUGGGUGGAGCUGCGGCGCUGGUGGGCUAUAAUUGUUUUUAUUGCAGUUCGGAUUGAUCGCUGUGGCGCGUACGUUUGCCGUCGAUACACAGACCCGCAGGCGUAUGCGGAGCAGGGGGGAGAGGGUGGGGGGCGGCGGCCUUCGACUGCCGAGGCCUGA